This is a messenger RNA of Rattus norvegicus (Norway rat), 3307 nucleotides long. RefSeq names its product cytochrome P450, family 27, subfamily a, polypeptide 1 (gene Cyp27a1). Gene Ontology annotation, cellular component: mitochondrial inner membrane. The record is from RefSeq and is a predicted model, not a curated record. Gene Ontology annotation, molecular function: oxidoreductase activity, acting on paired donors, with incorporation or reduction of molecular oxygen; iron ion binding; heme binding. NCBI's taxonomy places the organism in Eukaryota, Metazoa, Chordata, Mammalia, Rodentia, Muridae. Gene Ontology annotation, biological process: cholesterol catabolic process; vitamin D3 biosynthetic process; steroid catabolic process.
UUUGUCCCAUUUUAUUCUUUUUGCUUUAUUGAAAUAAUCUUGAAGCCAGACCAUGUGGUGGGCAAUUUUUUUUUCUUUUUUCUAUUUUUCGGAGCUGGGGACAGAACCCAGGGCCUUGCGCUUGCUAGGCAAGCGCUCUACCACUGAGCUAAAUCCUCAGCCCCCCCCUUUUUUUUAAACAAAAAUUUAAGAAUUUAUGGUUUGUGUAUAGGUGUGUUUCCUGCAUAUUGUCUGUACCACUUGCAUGCCUCGUGCAGGCAGAGGGGUUUUGAAGGCUGUGAGCCACCCUUCUGGAAGAGCAGCCGUCUCUUUAGCCCUUCCUCCUUUUAAAAUUUUGUUGUUGCAGUUAGGUUUUUUGUUUUUUGUUUUGUUUUGUUUUUUUUUUUUUUUUUUCUUUUUUUUCGGAGCUGGGGACCGAACCCAGGGCCUUGCCCUUGCUAGGCAAGCGCUCUACCACUGAGCUAAAUCCCCAACCCCCCCCCCCCUUUUUUUUUUUUUUUUGAGAUAGAGUUUGACUAACUCUAGCUGACCUGGGACUUGCUAUGUAGAUCAGACUAGCCUGGAACUCACAGAGUUCACUUGCUUCUGCCUCACAAAUACUGGAAUUAAAGGCUUAUGCCACCAUAAUUGGCUCAUACAAAUCUUUAAUCCCUGCACUCUGGAGGUUGGGGCAGGAAGGUGGAGAAUUGAGCCCAGCCUGGCCUACAUGAUGAGACUAUGUGUUAAACAAAACAAAACAUAACAAAACGGGAAAACGAAAACGAAAUCAAAACCCAGGGAAACGAAAACAAAAUCAAAUCCCUAAAUCUGUUCUCAAAAGCGAUGAUGACACUUAAAGAAAAAAAAAUCCCUAAUACCGCAACUUGUUUUGUUUUCCUUCUCCUGGGCCUCACAUGACCUUGGCUGCUUGAACUGCUCUGGCUCUCCAGUUCCACAAUCAGCCUCAGCCUCCGGGGAACAACAGCGGGUUCCCCGGCCAUCUGGAAAGUGAGGGACACCAGAGAUGGCGCUCUGCAGGUCAAGCAAAGGCGAGCCUAGCUGGGUGGGGCCUGAGGGACUUGGAAGUUGACUGCUGUGCUCCCCCUCACAAUUGGAAGCCAGCGAAGUUCUUGAGAAUCCGUGGAGGAGGAGGCUGCUACCGCCAGAGAGCUCCGAACUUUUCCCUAGGCCACCUUGUCCACCUCUGCCUGCCUUCUUAGUAGGGGUCUUGCAGCUGGAGAAGGUUGCAUUUGUGUGUUCGACACAUCCUGAUUGGAAGGGGUUAUGAAAGGAUCUCGCUUGUCCUCUAUCGGCCCGCCCCGGGAUCACCUCUGCCUUUAAAGUCGCCAGGUCGCGCAAAGCUGGAGUUCUGCCUCCUUGCCUGGAUGGGGCGCGUAGUCUCUGGCUCUAAACUCUUGGCUUCUCAGACACGAUCUAUGGCUGUGUUGAGCCGCAUGAGACUGAGAUGGGCGCUUCUGGACACUCGUGUGAUGGGCCAUGGCCUCUGCCCACAAGGGGCCAGAGCCAAGGCCGCGAUCCCUGCAGCCCUCCGGGAUCACGAGAGCACGGAGGGUCCAGGAACAGGUCAAGACCGACCGCGCCUGCGGAGUCUGGCGGAGCUUCCGGGACCCGGAACGCUACGCUUUUUAUUCCAGCUAUUUCUACGAGGCUAUGUGCUGCACUUGCACGAGCUCCAGAAAUGUCAUCUCAACUGGACCCCAGUUAUACCGCUCUGGUUAACACCCACAGGCGCUGAACAAGGCCAAGUACGGCCCAAUGUGGACAACCACCUUUGGGACUCGCACCAAUGUGAAUCUGGCUAGCGCCCCGCUCUUGGAGCAAGUGAUGAGACAGGAGGGCAAGUACCCCAUAAGAGACAGCAUGGAGCAGUGGAAGGAGCACCGAGACCACAAAGGCCUCUCCUAUGGGAUCUUCAUCACACAAGGACAGCAGUGGUACCAUCUGCGUCAUAGUUUGAAUCAGCGGAUGCUGAAGCCUGCUGAGGCAGCCCUCUACACAGAUGCCUUAAACGAGGUCAUCAGUGACUUUAUUGCCCGGCUGGACCAGGUGCGGACAGAGAGUGCAUCAGGGGAUCAGGUGCCAGAUGUGGCACAUCUUCUCUACCACCUUGCCUUGGAAGCCAUCUGCUAUAUCCUGUUUGAGAAAAGGGUUGGCUGCCUGGAGCCCUCCAUCCCUGAGGACACCGCCACCUUCAUCAGAUCUGUUGGACUCAUGUUCAAGAACUCAGUCUAUGUCACUUUCCUUCCCAAGUGGUCUCGGCCUCUGCUGCCCUUUUGGAAGCGAUACAUGAAUAACUGGGAUAACAUUUUCUCCUUCGGGGAGAAGAUGAUUCAUCAAAAAGUCCAGGAGAUAGAAGCCCAGCUACAGGCGGCUGGGCCAGAUGGGGUCCAGGUAUCUGGCUACCUGCACUUCCUGCUGACUAAGGAAUUGCUCAGUCCUCAAGAGACUGUCGGCACCUUUCCUGAGCUGAUCUUGGCUGGGGUAGACACGACAUCCAAUACACUGACCUGGGCCCUGUAUCACCUUUCAAAGAACCCAGAGAUCCAGGAAGCCUUGCACAAGGAAGUGACUGGUGUGGUACCCUUCGGGAAGGUGCCCCAGAACAAGGACUUUGCCCACAUGCCCCUGCUAAAAGCUGUGAUUAAGGAGACCCUGCGCCUCUACCCUGUGGUUCCCACAAACUCCCGGAUCAUCACAGAAAAGGAAACUGAAAUUAAUGGCUUCCUCUUCCCUAAGAAUACACAGUUUGUGUUAUGCCACUACGUGGUGUCCCGAGAUCCCAGUGUCUUUCCUGAGCCCGAGAGCUUCCAGCCUCACCGAUGGCUGAGGAAGAGAGAGGACGAUAACUCCGGGAUCCAACACCCAUUUGGCUCUGUGCCCUUUGGCUAUGGGGUUCGGUCCUGCCUGGGUCGCAGGAUUGCAGAACUGGAGAUGCAACUCCUGCUGUCAAGGCUGAUACAAAAGUAUGAGGUGGUCCUGUCUCCCGGGAUGGGAGAAGUGAAGUCUGUGUCCCGCAUCGUCCUGGUUCCCAGCAAGAAGGUGAGCCUACGCUUUCUGCAGAGACAGUAGUACCAAGCUGGGCUCCUGUCUCCAUGGGACUUGUCCAGAAGCCCUGGCACAGAAGUUCUUGGCCAGUCUCACGUCACAUGUCACGAUGCCAGAUUCAACAGGGGACCUCUCUGCCCUUCCCAUAGACACCAGACGUCUGGCACAAUCUCUACUGAGCAGCACCCAUUUAAGACAUUAGAGCACCUCAUAUCACAGGACGGUGCUUGGGUACAAUUUAAAAUAAAAUUUAAAAUUCAAA